Messenger RNA from Aspergillus niger, 402 nucleotides. RefSeq lists its product as uncharacterized. The transcript has 3 exons. Lineage: Eukaryota; Fungi; Ascomycota; Eurotiomycetes; Eurotiales; Aspergillaceae. The coding region runs from base 1 to 402 and encodes 133 amino acids. The record is from RefSeq and is a predicted model, not a curated record.
AUGCUAAGCCCAAAGUUGCGCUGGUCCAAUAUAAGACCGUUCGAGAUCCACUACCCCAACGACUGUGAGACCGUCUUUGCCGCAAGCUCCAUCCUCUUCCCAAAAGCAAUUCGUGCUCACGCUCUCGACCACCUUCGGGGCCUACUGCUUAAGCAUAAUCAUCAAGGUGACAACAUGAUGCCAGAGAACAAAGACAGCCCCAGGCCUCACUCGCCCUCGGUCAACAGGAUAAAACGGUUUUUCGAGGCAAUGGCCAUUAUGUCAGUGACCUCCUUGGUCGUCAGUACCUUCGAAGCCAUCUUUCUUGCGCCGGUGGAUCCUCGUUCAUGGUUUCAUUAUAUAUUAUUCAUCUCAUUUUACACGAUGUUUUAUUUCCUGUACGAGAAGAUUAAGUCGAUGUAG